AUGAGCGUAUUUCCAGAAAAGAAGCGGAUGGAUAAGAAAAAGAAAGAACGGACACCGGUGGUAAAAAGCGGGCCACAGAUACUGGCUGAACAGAGAUGGGCCCGGAAGAUGCAGGCAGCAAAGAAGGAUGCUGAAUCGAGGUUUAUAAUUAAAAGGUGGGUAGACCUGAAAAAUGCCUUACAGAAGCCGCCUGAAAAGAGGCUGGCAGAGCUAAGGGAGGCAGAGAAAAGGCUGGCAGAAGACAGUCUGGACAUGCAGAGGCAGGAGAGGUGGAGAGAGUGGAGGCAGAAGGAGCGAGAGCUGUGGGAGGCAGAGCAGAGACAGAAAGAGCAGGAGCUCAACUCCUCCAAGAAGAAACUUGAAGAUCUGCAGGAGACACCUCACACACAGGUGCUUAAGUCUCCUACCAUCUUGGAGGAGUUGAAGAUGUUGGAUGAACUGCUUGAGGAGCCAGUCUCCCCAACCCCCACACCCCUGCCACUGGGUAAAGAUGGAGCAUACUUGGGCCUCACCACCACCAAGCCCCUGGAAGCUCAGGCCAGGCACCCCCACGGGGUCAAGCAUCCCACCUGCACACCUCUUCCUAAGGACACUCGAAUCUACACCCACCCCUUGGCCAACCAGGAGGAAGGAUUAGAGAGUGGAUUGGCAAAGAUGAAAUGUGACACAUGUGGGAAGACCCUUUCCUCAUCCAGUAGCCUCAAGCAGCACAUGAGGAUCCACACAGGAGAGAAGCCCUACAGCUGUGACCUUUGUGGUAAAACCUUUAGGCAUGCUAGUGCUUUGACAGCUCACUGCAGGAUCCACACAGGAGAGAAGCCCUACAGCUGUGACUUCUGUGGUAAAACCUUUAGACAGAUUGGGUAUUCAACAGUUCACCGCAGAAUCCACACUGGAGAGAAGCCCUACAGCUGUGACCUCUGUGGUAAAACCUUUAGCCGGGCUGACAAUUUCAGAUUUCAUAGCAGGAUCCACACUGGAGAGAAGCCCAACAGCUGUGACCUCUGUGGUAAAACCUUUAGACAAACUGGGGAUUUAACAGUUCACUGCAGAAUCCACACUGGAGAGAAGCCCUACAGCUGUGACCUCUGUGGUAAAACCUUUAGGCAUGCUAGUGCUUUGACAGCUCACUGCAGGAUCCACACAGGAGAGAAGCCCUACAGCUGUGACCUCUGUGGUAAAACCUUUAGACAGACUUGGGAAUUAACAGUUCACUGCAGAAUCCACACUGGAGAGAAGCCCUACAGCUGUGACCUCUGUUGUAAAACUUUUAGACAGACUGGGGAUUUAACAGUUCACCGCAGAAUCCACACUGGAGAGAAGCCCUACAGCUGUGACCUCUGUGGUAAAACCUUUAGCCGGGCUGACAAUUUCAGAUUUCAUAGCAGGAUCCACACUGGAGAGAAGCCCUACAGCUGUGACCUCUGUGGUAAAACUUUUAUACAGACACAUAACUGUGACACAUGUGGGAAGAGCCUUUCCUCAUCCAGUAGCCUCAAGCAGCACAUGAGGAUCCACACAGGAGAGAAGCCCUACAGCUGUGACCUUUGUGGUAAAACCUUUAGUCAGGCUGGGCAUUUCAGAGCUCAUAGCAGGAUCCACACUGGAGAGAAGCCCUACAGCUGUGACCACUGUGGUCAAACCUUUAGGCAUGCUAGUGCUUUGACAGCUCACUGCAGGAUCCACACAGGAGAGAAGCCCUACAGCUGUGACCUCUGUGGUAAAACCUUUAGCCGCGCUGACAAUUUCAGAUUUCAUAGCAGGAUCCACACUGGAGAGAAGCCCUACAGCUGUGACCUCUGUGGUAAAACCUUUAGACAAGUUGGGAAAUUAACAGUUCACCGCAGAAUCCACACUGGAGAGAAGCCCUACAGCUGUGACCUCUGUGGUAAAACUUUUAGACAGACUGGGGAUUUAACAGUUCACCACAGAAUCCACACUGGAGAGAAGCCCUACAGCUGUGACCUCUGUGAUAAAACCUUUAGACAGGCUGGGGAUUUAACAUCUCACCGCAGAAUCCACACUGGAGAGAAGCCCUACAGUUGUGAUCUCUGUGGUAAAACCUUUAGCCAGGCUGGAGAUUUAACAGUUCACCGCAGAAUCCACACUGGAGAGAAGCCCUACAGCUGUGACUUCUGUGGUAAAACCUUUAGCCAGGCUGGCAGUUCCACAGUUCACCGCAGAAUCCACACUGGAGAGAAGCCCUACAGCUGUGACCUAUGUGGCAAAACCUUUAGACAGAAUGGGGAUUUAACAUCUCACCGCAGAAUCCACACUGGAGAGAAGCCCUACAGCUGUGACACAUGUGGGAAGACCCUUUCCUCAUCCAGUAGCCUCAAGCAGCACAUGAGGAUCCACACAGGAGAGAAGCCCUACAGCUGUGACCUUUGUGGUAAAACCUUUAGGCAUGCUAGUGCUUUGACAGCUCACUGCAGGAUCCACACAGGAGAGAAGCCCUACAGCUGUGACUUCUGUGGUAAAACCUUUAGACAGAUUGGGUAUUCAACAGUUCACCGCAGAAUCCACACUGGAGAGAAGCCCUACAGCUGUGACCUCUGUGGUAAAACCUUUAGCCGGGCUGACAAUUUCAGAUUUCAUAGCAGGAUCCACACUGGAGAGAAGCCCAACAGCUGUGACCUCUGUGGUAAAACCUUUAGACAAGUUGGGAAAUUAACAGUUCACCGCAGAAUCCACACAGGAGAAAAGCCCUACAGCUGUGACCUCUGUAGUAAAACUUUUAGACAGACUGGGGAUUUAACAGUUCACUGCAGAAUCCACACUGGAGAGAAGCCCUACAGCUGUGACCUCUGUGGUAAAACCUUUAGGCAUGCUAGUGCUUUGACAGCUCACUGCAGGAUCCACACAGGAGAGAAGCCCUACAGCUGUGACCUCUGUGGUAAAACCUUUAGACAGACUUGGGAAUUAACAGUUCACUGCAGAAUCCACACUGGAGAGAAGCCCUACAGCUGUGACCUCUGUUGUAAAACUUUUAGACAGACUGGGGAUUUAACAGUUCACCGCAGAAUCCACACUGGAGAGAAGCCCUACAGCUGUGACCUCUGUGGUAAAACCUUUAGCCGGGCUGACAAUUUCAGAUUUCAUAGCAGGAUCCACACUGGAGAGAAGCCCUACAGCUGUGACCUCUGUGGUAAAACUUUUAAUUUCAGAGCUCAUAGCAGGAUCCACACUGGAGAGAAGCCCUACAGCUGUGACCUCUGUGGUCAAACCUUUAGACAGGCUGGCCAUUUCAGAAAGCACAUGAGGAUCCACACUGGAGAGAAGCCCUACAGCUGUGACCUUUGUGGUAAAACCUUUAGCCAGACUGACACUUUCAGAGCUCAUAGCAGGAUCCACACUGGAGAGAAGCCUUACAGCUGUGACCUCUGUGGUAAAACCUUUAGUCAGGUUGGGCAUUUCAGAGCUCAUAGCAGGAUCCACACUGGAGAGAAGCCCUACAGCUGUGACCUCUGUGGUAAGACCUUUAGCCAGGCUUGCAAUUUCAGAACUCAUAGCAGGAUCCACACUGGAGAGAAGCCCUACAGCUGUGACCUUUGUGGUAAAACUUUUAGCCGGACUGACACUUUCAGAGCUCAUAGCAGGAUCCACACUGGAGAGAAGCCUUACAGCUGUGACCUCUGUGGUAAAACCUUUAGUCGGGUUGGGCAUUUCAGAGCUCAUAGCGGGAUCCACACUGGAGAGAAGCCCUACAGCUGUGACCUCUGUGGUAAAACCUUUAGGUAUGCUAGUGGUUUGACAGCUCACUGCAGGAUCCACACAGGAGAGAAGCCUUACAGCUGUGACCUCUGUGAUAAAACCUUUAGCCAGGCUUGCAAUUUCAGAGUCCACAGUAGGAUCCACACUGGAGAUAAGCCCUACAGCUGUGACCUCUGUGGUAAAACCUUUAGGUAUGCUAGUGGUUUGACAGCUCACUGCAGGAUCCACACAGGAGAGAAGCCUUACAGCUGUGACCUCUGUGAUAAAACCUUUAGCCAGGCUUGCAAUUUCAGAGUCCACAGUAGGAUCCACACUGGAGAGAAGCCCUACAGCUGUGACCUCUGUGGUAAAACCUUUAGCAACGCUAACAAUCUCAGACGUCACAGCAUGUCCCACACUAAAGAGAAACCCUAUCACUGUGACACAUGUGGGAAGAGCCUUUCCUCAUCCAGUAGCCUCAAGCAGCACAUGAGGAUCCACACAGGAGAGAAGCCCUACAGCUGUGACCUUUGUGGUAAAACCUUUAGUCAGGCUGGGCAUUUCAGAGCUCAUAGCAGGAUCCACACUGGAGAGAAGCCCUACAGCUGUGACCUCUGUGGUCAAACCUUUAGCCGGGCUGACAAUUUCAGAGCUCACUGCAGGAUCCACACUGGAGAGAAGCCCUACAGCUGUGACCUCUGUGGUCAAACCUUUAGACGGGCUGACAAUUUCAGACAGCACAUGAGGAUCCACACAGGAGAGAAGCCCUACAGCUGUGACCUUUGUGGUAAAACCUUUAGACAAGUUGGGAAAUUAACAGUUCACUGCAGAAUCCACACUGGAGAGAAGCCCUACAGCUGUGACCUCUGUGGUAAAACCUUUAGGCAUGCUAGUGCUUUGACAGCUCACUGCAGGAUCCACACAGGAGAGAAGCCCUACAGCUGUGACAUCUGUGGUAAAACCUUUAGACAGACUUGGGAAUUAACAGUUCACUGCAGAAUCCACACUGGAGAG
Molecule: messenger RNA, 4707 nt
Organism: Osmerus eperlanus (European smelt)
Lineage: Eukaryota; Metazoa; Chordata; Actinopteri; Osmeriformes; Osmeridae
Product: zinc finger protein 721-like
Exons: 11
Biological process (GO): regulation of DNA-templated transcription
Molecular function (GO): RNA polymerase II cis-regulatory region sequence-specific DNA binding; DNA-binding transcription factor activity, RNA polymerase II-specific
Source: RefSeq, a predicted model, not a curated record